This is a messenger RNA of Olea europaea var. sylvestris, 899 nucleotides long. RefSeq names its product probable histone H2A variant 3. Bases 129 to 539 code for a protein of 136 amino acids. Gene Ontology annotation, molecular function: structural constituent of chromatin; DNA binding; protein heterodimerization activity. The record is from RefSeq and is a predicted model, not a curated record. Gene Ontology annotation, cellular component: nucleosome. NCBI's taxonomy places the organism in Eukaryota, Viridiplantae, Streptophyta, Magnoliopsida, Lamiales, Oleaceae. The transcript is spliced from 2 exons.
GUCAUUAUAUAUCAAAAUCCACUCCGCUCAAUCCCCGAUCAUCUCGUCUCUGCUCUUCGUCGGCUUGUUCUAUCUACGAAAUCUCCGACAUAGAUUUGAGUAUUGUCAUCGAAUAAAUCAGUGUGAAAAUGUCGGGUAAAGGUGCAAAAGGAUUGAUUAUGGGCAAAACCUCGGCCGCAGGUGGAAGCAAGGACAAGGAUAAGAAGAAACCCACCUCUCGAUCUUCUCGUGCCGGACUCCAGUUUCCAGUUGGUAGGAUACACCGUCUCUUGAAGGAAAGAACCAUGGCAAACGGGAGGGUGGGAGCAACAGCGGCCGUCUACUCUGCAGCAAUAUUAGAGUAUUUAACUGCUGAAGUGUUGGAACUAGCCGGCAAUGCGAGUAAGGAUCUGAAGGUUAAACGUAUUACUCCGAGGCAUCUCCAGCUUGCUAUUCGAGGUGAUGAAGAACUCGAUACUCUGAUCAAAGGAACCAUUGCCGGAGGAGGUGUAAUUCCGCACAUCCACAAGUCGCUUAUUAACAAAUCAUCCAAGGACUAGUUCUAUUUUGGUAUGUUUGCCUUUACCAAUUGGGCAAGUUCUCUUGGAAGUUUGUGUGACUAAACGAUGGAUGAAGUGGAUGAAGUAGGCUACGCAGUUGAUUGUCUUAGAUGCAUGCCAAUUCGACAGAAGAUAUACUUUUAUAUGAGAUUAUUUUCAACAUUCGUAUGUGGUACAUUUCUUUGUGAAAUCAGUCUUUUUAGUUAAAUACUCGACAAUCUGCCCGAGCUUUCAAAUUUCGCAGUGUGAUGCUGUGUAAAUAUGUAACUUUGAUGAGCUAAUAUCUCGGAUCACUUUAUGUAACUUUUGUACAAAGCUUCUACAUAUUAAUGCAAUAUUAGAAAAGGAAAUUGAAUAAAA